Molecule: messenger RNA, 1338 nt
Organism: Eufriesea mexicana
Lineage: Eukaryota; Metazoa; Arthropoda; Insecta; Hymenoptera; Apidae
Gene: Tsen2
Product: tRNA splicing endonuclease subunit 2
Exons: 4
Coding region: 1-1338 (445 amino acids)
Biological process (GO): tRNA-type intron splice site recognition and cleavage; tRNA splicing, via endonucleolytic cleavage and ligation
Cellular component (GO): cytoplasm; tRNA-intron endonuclease complex
Molecular function (GO): tRNA-intron lyase activity; nucleic acid binding
Source: RefSeq, a predicted model, not a curated record
AUGAAUUUACGAGAACCAAAAAAAAAACGAUGUGUAAAAUUAAAAGAACAAUUACCAUUUCCAAUUGCGUUAGGUAAUAAGAGUGAAUGGACUACAUAUACUGCUCAUCUUACAGAUUUAGGAUCUUGUAUAAUAGAUCCAAAUGAAAUCGUUGCAGUACAUUCUAUGGGUUUUUUUGGGAAAGGAUCUUUAUCACGUGGUUUUCCUUCCUUUGGUAAAACACGGUACGGAGUACCUCCAGUUAUAAGAAAUAGACAGUGGAUUCGUAGACAAGAAUGGUUAAAACAAUUUCAUGAACUUAAUGUGGAAUCUAAUAGUAAACAUACAAAUUUAGAAGAAAAUAAAUGUAAACUUUCUUGUUCUAAAAAUCUUGAUGAAGAUGAUGUCAAAUUGUUAAACAGUCCAACAAAAGAAAGCACAUCAGAUAUAAUUGAAAUAGAUACACAUUCUGUUCCUUUGGAUGAAAAACAUAAAAAAUAUCAACAAACUGACAAAGAGAUAGAAAUAGAUAGAGAUAGAAAUUCUCUUCCCAUGAAAGAAGAUGCAGUGAUUAUUAUAGACAAAAACGUUAACAAACAAUGUAAUAAUAGUGAUAGUAAUCAAAAAGAAGUUAUUGAAGAUGAAGAAAAAGAAUGUUUUACAAAUUUUAGUUUUAAAGAUGAUAUCUGUUUUAGUGAUGAUAAUACAGAUAUCCAGAACAAGUUACUUAUCUUACCAGAUAGUGAUUCAGACAUUGAAAACUAUUUAAAAGAAAUAAAACCCAGAAUUGAAAGUGAAAGCUUCCCAAUUCAAGAAACUCUUCAUCUUACAUUUGAAGAAACAUUUUUUCUUUUGUAUGGUUUAGGUUGUUUAAAUCUAAUAGACUUUGAUGGUAAUUUAUUAGAUAUUGAUAGUGCUUGGCAUUUUUUCUGCAAAGCUGAUAAAAAUUUUAUUCCAAAAUAUGUUGUAUAUCAUUACUUUCGGAGCAAAGGAUGGGUAGUAAAACCUGGACUUAAAUAUGGUGGAGAUUUUUUGUUAUAUAAACAAGGGCCACCAUUCUACCACGCAUCUUAUAUUGUAAUAGUAGAUAUUUUGGAUGGUGACACAUUAAUCACAGAUCAAAAUAGAAGUAUGCAUAAAUUAACUUGGAAUAGUUUAUUAGGAUUAGAAAGAUUAUCAGAGACUGCAGCUAAGGAAAUAUUAUUUGCACAAGUUUUAUGGCCAUCUUCAACUUCUCAAACAUCCAGCUCAUUGAAUAUGGAUAUACUUCCUGAAUUUUCUGUGAGAGAAUUAUUAUGGAGAAGAUGGAACCCUAAGCAUAAUAAAGAUUUAGAAGAGGAAGAUGAGGAUUCAUGUUAA